Sciurus carolinensis (gray squirrel) is the source of this 493-nucleotide messenger RNA. It is a transcript of the gene Pin4, whose product is annotated as peptidylprolyl cis/trans isomerase, NIMA-interacting 4. Gene Ontology annotation, molecular function: peptidyl-prolyl cis-trans isomerase activity; DNA binding. The coding region runs from base 87 to 476 and encodes 129 amino acids. The transcript has 4 exons. Gene Ontology annotation, biological process: rRNA processing. The record is from RefSeq and is a predicted model, not a curated record. NCBI's taxonomy places the organism in Eukaryota, Metazoa, Chordata, Mammalia, Rodentia, Sciuridae.
AGGCAUUGUUUAGGACAUACCCAUGGGGCCUGAAGGGGCUUUUACGGAUACCACAGCAGUUGAGAGUUCAACGGCAAAUUUCGAAGAUGCCGCCCAAAGGAAAAAGUGGAAAAGGGGGGAAAGGUGGAGCAGCCUCUGGGUGUGACACUGCUGACAAGAAGGCUCAGGGACCCAAAGGUGGUGGUAAUGCAGUAAAGGUUAGACACAUUCUAUGUGAAAAACAUGGCAAAAUCAUGGAAGCAAUGGAAAAGUUAAAGUCUGGAAUGAGAUUCAAUGAAGUGGCCACACAAUAUAGUGAAGAUAAAGCCAGGCAAGGGGGUGACUUGGGCUGGAUGACCAGAGGGUCCAUGGUUGGACCAUUUCAAGAAGCAGCAUUUGCAUUGCCUGUAAGUGGGAUGGAUAAACCUGUGUUUACUGAUCCACCAGUUAAGACAAAAUUUGGAUAUCAUAUUAUUAUGGUUGAAGGGAGAAAAUAAAAUCAUAUGAAAAAGUC